CCAACCACGAACCACUACAUCGCGGUUUUGCUCAAAUAACAUUUUACAUCAAGGAGUGACGAGAUCAGUUGGUAAACUUGGAGCAGAGCGGAUGGGAAUCAGGGGUGGCCUAACUUGCUGGCGUAGAGCCUUUUUCCAGCCUCUUACUACAAGCCGCUGUGAGUCGUCAGUGGUAACAACCUUUCAGGAUGACGUGGGGACAGAGUGGGACCGAGCCCGUCCUUACAGCGAGGUACCAGGCCCCAAACCACUUCCUCUCGUCGGCAACACUUGGAGAUUCCUCCCGUUCGUCGGUAAUUUCAGCAUUGAAGAGAUUGAUCGAGUUUCGCGAGACCUCUACAGACAGUAUGGCCGAGUCGUCAAGUUGGCUGGCCUGAUGGGAAGACCCGACAUGCUGUUUCUGUACGACGCUGACGAGAUAGAGCGAGUUUUCCGGAACGAGGACCUCAUGCCUCACCGACCCUCCAUGCCCUCACUCAACUACUACAAACACGUUCACCGCAAGGACUUCUUCGGCGACAAUGGAGGGGUAAUAGCCGUGCAUGGUGAGAACUGGUACAACUUUCGAACCAGAGUGCAGCAGGCGAUGUUACAACCGAGAACGGCAAAACUGUACACAAAGCCCAUCGAAGAAACGGCCGUGGCGUUUGUGAAACGAGCGAAGAAACUGAGGGACAGUAAUCUGGAAGUGCCCGAGGAUUUUCUUAACGAGAUCCACAAAUGGUCACUGGAGUCUAUAGCACGCGUGGCCCUCGACAUGCGACUGGGGUGCCUGGACGAACAAGUUUCCUGUUCCACUUCAGACACGCAGAAACUGAUAGACGCGGUGAUAACAUUCUUUUCAAAUGUCGGGAUUCUAGAGCUGAAGUUUCCGUUCUGGAGGAUAUUCAGCACACCAACUUGGAAGAAAUACAUCGCCGCCCUGGACACGAUUACCGACAUCUCUAUGAAGCACAUCAGUACAGCUCUGCAACGUCUUCAUUCAGGUGGACCUGUUCUGGUGGACAACGAUUCGUCCCUUCUACAGAGAGUAUUAGCUACAGAUUCUGACCCCAAGACGGCCUGCAUCCUGGCGAUCGACAUGUUCCUCGUCGGGAUUGAUACAAUACAGACAUCCACAGCAGUGGCAUCCAUCUUGUAUCAGUUGUCACAGCAUCCGGAAAAGCAGGAAAUCCUGUAUGACGAAAUCCGGAAUGUUCUGCCGUCACACAACUCGUCUCUAACGGCGCAAGGCUUGGAGAAACUCGUUUACCUUAAAGCGUGCAUUAAGGAGACUCUGAGGAUGUAUCCAGUUGUAAUUGGCAACGGGAGAUGUAUGACCAGAGACACAGUCGUCGCCGGAUACCAGAUACCAAAAGGAGUACAGGCAGUGUUUCAACAUCACGUGAUCAGCAACCUGGACCACUACUUCCCACAACCCGAUGAGUUCCUACCGGAGAGAUGGCUUAAAAUCUGUUCUAAAAGCAGGCAAGGGCAUCAUCCCUUCGCGUCUCUACCCUUCGGCUACGGUCGAAGGAUGUGUCUCGGACGUCGCUUUGCAGAUCUGGAGAUUCAGAUGGUCAUCGCUAAGAUGAUCCAGACAUUUAGGAUCGAGUAUCAUUACGAAAAACUUCAAUACCGAAUUCAUCCAAUGUACACGCCAGACGGUCCUUUAAGAUUCAAGCUCGUAGAAAGACCAUGAUUAACCCUUUGAAGCCGAAGAUCGUCUGAAUAUUAUUUAUGAAUUCAGUCCGUACCGCGAAGAAAACACUACACCUCACCAUUACGAAAAUCAGCUGGUUAACCCUUUGAAGCCGAAGC
Molecule: messenger RNA, 1800 nt
Organism: Zootermopsis nevadensis
Lineage: Eukaryota; Metazoa; Arthropoda; Insecta; Blattodea; Termopsidae
Source: RefSeq, a predicted model, not a curated record